GUCAACCCUGUCUUCACCGACCGCAUCGCCAGGGCAACCAUUUACUUUGUAGGGUUGGCGUACAUGUUUCUUGGUGUAUCCAUCAUCGCUGACCGCUUCAUGGCAUCCAUUGAGGUCAUAACCUCCCAGGAAAGACAGAUUACCAUCAAGAAGCCCAACGGUGAGAAGAUCACCACCACUGUCCGCAUCUGGAAUGAGACGGUGUCUAACCUCACCCUGAUGGCACUUGGCUCAUCUGCCCCAGAGAUCCUGCUCUCCGUGGUGGAAGUGUGCGGUCACAACUUUGACGCUGGUGAGCUCGGGCCCAAUACAAUUGUAGGCAGCGCCGCCUUUAACAUGUUCGUCAUCAUUGGCUUAUGUGUGUCCGUUAUUCCCGACGGAGAGACCCGUAAGGUGAAGCACCUGCGGGUGUUUUUUGUCACCGCAUCCUGGAGCAUCUUCGCCUACAUCUGGCUCUACCUGAUAUUGGCCGUUUCUUCUCCGGGAGUUGUGGACGUAUGGGAGGGGCUCCUCACACUCUUCUUCUUCCCUAUUUGUGUCGGCUUUGCCUACGUGGCCGACCGCAGACUCCUCUUUUAUAAGUAUGUGUACAAACGAUACCGAGCCGGGAAGCGAAAAGGAGUGAUCAUCGAAACUGAGGGUGAGCUCCCUCCGAAAAUUGACAUAGAAAUGGAUGGAAAGGCAUUGAACUCUCAUGGAGAGGAUGUAACUGGAGAGGCUGGGCUUGAGCUGAAGGAGCUGGAUGAGGAGGAGGCCCGAAGGGAGGUGGCGAGGCUCCUGAAGGAGCUCAAACAGAAACAUCCAGAGAAGGAAACGGAGCAGCUGAUGGAGCUUGCCAAUUACCAAGUUUUAACACAGCAGCAAAAGAGUCGGGCUUUCUAUCGCUGCCAAGCAACCCGGAUCAUGACCGGAGCUGGCAACGUCCUGAAGAAACACGUCACCGACCAGGCUAAGAAAGCUGUGCAGUUAGACAUCUGUUCCGAGGUCACAUCCAACCACUUCUCCUCCAAGGUGUUCUUCGACCCUGGGACUUAUCAGUGUCUCGAGAACUGUGGCAGCGUGGCAAUGAACGUUGUCCGACGCGGUGGAGACCCAAUGAGCACCGUCGCUGUGGACUACCGGACUGAAGAUGGCACCGCGAAUGCUGGGUCAGACUACCAGUUCACAGAAGGGACCAUCGUGUUCAAACCAGGAGAGACUGAGAAAGAGAUCCGCAUCAACAUCAUUGACGAUGACAUUUUUGAGGAGGACGAGCACUUCCUGGUUCACCUCAGCAAUGUCAGGGUCAUAUCGGAGGGCUCGAACGGCUGUGAAACCAACCACGUGGAUGGGGUUGCAGGCUUGGGGUUGCCAUGCACAGCUACCGUCACUAUCUUUGACGAUGAUCACGCCGGGAUCUUCACCUUUGAGGAGCCAGUGGUGACCGUAAGCGAGAGUGUUGGGGUAAUGGAGGUAAAGGUCAUUCGGACCUCUGGGGCUCGUGGAGUUGUAGUGGUACCGUACAAAACCACAGAAGGGACUGCUAAAGGGGGCGGCGAGGACUUCGAGGACACACACGGAGUUCUGGAGUUCGAAAAUGAUGAAAUCUUUAAAACCAUCAUUAUCAACAUCGUAGAUGAUGAAGAAUAUGAGAAGAAUAAGAACUUCUUCCUGGAGGUGGGGUCUCCUCGGCUGCUGGAGAUGACUGAGAGGAAAGCUGUGUUGCUUCAGGAAGUUGGUGAAUUCAUGCCCACAGGUAAGAGAACUUCGCUCACUUUGUUUAAAUGUUCAGGCAGAGAUAUCUACAGGAAGGUCCAAGGACGAGACCACCCAGCCCCCUCCACCAUCAUCAAUGUCACAGGUUUGAGCGAGGAGUCCCUGACCAAAAAGGAGGAGGAGGAGCGAAGGAUAGCAGAGAUGGGACGGCCGAUGCUGGGGGAACACGUCAGGCUGGAAGUCACCAUUGAGGAGUCGUAUGAGUUCAAAAACACGGUAGACAAACUGCUGAAGAAGACCAACCUCGCGCUGCUGAUCGGGACCAACAGCUGGAGGGAGCAGUUCGUAGAGGCCAUCACUGUCAGCUCAGGUGACGAUGAUGAUGACAACGAAGAUGGCAGUGGAGAGAAGAAGCUGCCGUCCUGCUUCGACUACGUGAUGCACUUCCUGACGGUGUUCUGGAAACUUCUGUUCGCAUUAGUUCCUCCCACAGACUACUGGAACGGCUGGGCCUGCUUCAUCGUCUCCAUCUCCGUCAUCGGACUGCUCACCGCCAUCAUUGGAGAUCUGGCGUCACAUUUCGGCUGUACGGUUGGCCUCAAGGACUCCGUCACGGCUGUGGUGUUUGUUGCGUUGGGAACAUCAGUCCCCGACACCUUCGCCAGUAAGGUGGCCGCAAUCCAGGACCAGUAUGCCGACGCCUCCAUCGGGAACGUGACAGGAAGUAACGCUGUCAAUGUGUUCUUGGGCAUUGGAGUGGCCUGGUCUAUCGCCGCCAUCUACCACCAGGCCAAAGGCGGCAAGUUCUAUGUCAACCCCGGAACUCUGGCCUUCUCUGUCACCCUCUUCACCAUCUUUGCCUUCAUCUGCAUCGCCGUCCUUCUCUACCGCCGCCGGCCAGAGAUCGGUGGAGAGCUCGGAGGCCCCCGAAUCCCCAAGAUCCUAACCAGCGGCCUGUUCUUCACCCUGUGGCUGUUGUACAUCAUCUUUUCCUCACUGGAGGCCUACUGCCACGUCAAGGGCUUCUAAGAGUCCUGCAGG
Molecule: messenger RNA, 2736 nt
Organism: Salarias fasciatus (jewelled blenny)
Lineage: Eukaryota; Metazoa; Chordata; Actinopteri; Blenniiformes; Blenniidae
Product: sodium/calcium exchanger 1-like
Exons: 9
Coding region: 64-2724 (886 amino acids)
Biological process (GO): calcium ion import across plasma membrane; cell communication; sodium ion transmembrane transport
Cellular component (GO): postsynapse; sarcolemma; axon
Molecular function (GO): calcium:sodium antiporter activity
Source: RefSeq, a predicted model, not a curated record